CCCCCGCGAGGCUGAGAAGCCGCACCUCCUCCAUACCUCCAACGUAAAACGUAAACUGCCAUGUGGAAAUGCAUGCAUUAUUUACAUCCACGUACACACGCAGUAAACACACUAGUACAACCGGCCGCGCUGUUACAUACCGGUACAAAACAAUAUCGUGUUCAUCUACUCGCCUGCUUUAGCAGUAACAACAUCAUCAUAAAAACGCCUGAAUAUCUCACUUGAUUCAUAUUUUUUGGAGAACCACUAGCCUCUUUUGUUUUCCGUCUUGUCUUCUUGUGAGAUUAUCGAGACACACCGCAUCCAUCAUGUAUCAGAUACCUUCACAGCCGGAGUUUUGGGACAGUGCUUCUGUCAUCACCAAGGAUCCGACCCCCAUUAUUGAGGGCCAGUCCGAGAAAUUUAACCGGGUCAAGAGUGUCCUGGAGCCAUUCAACAUCUCAUUAGAAAUGAUGAAGGACAUUGGAGACAGGUUGACCGCUGAGAUGGUCAAGGGACUGGACAAAGCCACACAUGCCGAGGCCAAGGUCAAGAUGUUUCCAACCUACGUCCAGUCGCUGCCAGAUGGCACAGAACGAGGUGAUUUCUUUGCCCUGGAUCUGGGAGGGAGCAACUUCCGCGUUCUCUUGGUGCAGCUCCUGGAAGGAGAAGUCAAGAUGGAGAGCAAGACAUACGCCAUCGCCAAGGAGAUCAUGGUCGGAACAGGAGAUCAGCUGUUUGACUACAUCGCAGAUUGUCUGAAUGAAUUCAAGACGGAGCAAGGCCUUGGCAACAAGAGUUUACCUCUCGGUUUCACAUUCUCAUUCCCUUGUAAACAAUUGAGCCUUAAAUCAGGAAUCCUCGUAACUUGGACCAAAGGUUUCACAGCCGCCGGCGUAGAGGGCAAGAACGUGGUGGAUCUUUUAAUGGAAGCCUGCAAGAGACGGGGAGUGGACAUCGAUGUAAUAGCCCUUGUGAAUGACACGACUGGAACCCUCAUGUCCUGUGCAUACACUGAUCACAACGCAUAUGUAGGACUCAUCCUAGGUACCGGCACCAACGCCUGCUACAUGGAAGACGUUAACAAAGUAGGAACGUGGGAAGGGGACGGGAACGCCAGACAGACCAUCGUCAACAUGGAAUGGGGAGCAUUCGGAGACGACGGAGUCCUGGACGAUAUCAGGACGGAGUAUGAUCGGAACGUCGAUGAGACCUCACUCAAUAGAGGAAAACAACAAUAUGAGAAGAUGAUUUCAGGCAUGUAUCUAGGAGAGAUUAGCAGACAGGUCAUGGUCAAACUGGUCCAGUCUAAACUCCUCUUCAAUGGAGUCUCCUCCAAGGAGCUUGACACACCAGGAAAGUUUGAGACGAGAUUCACUACAGAUAUUGAAAAUGACAAGUCCAACAACGGGACCGAUGUUGCCAAGAUCCUCACCGACCUCAACCUGAAGCCCUCGCUCGAAGACAUCGAACUCGUCAGGGUCAUCUGUCACUCCGUAGCAAAGCGUGCCGCCCGCCUGGCCGUGGCCGGCCUGGCAGCGGUCACCAAGCGUGUCCAGAGAGACGACCGGCCGGAGGUGACCAUCGGGAUCGACGGGACCCUCUACAAGAAGCACCCUCUCUUUAAGCAAGAAAUGGAGGAGAUGAUGAAACUGCUGGUCCCUGGUGUCAAGGUCAAUUUCAUGCUGUCGGAGGACGGCAGCGGGAAGGGCGCCGCCCUCAUCGCCGCGGUAGCAUGCAGGCUACACAACAACAAGGUUCAAUAAUUAGAAUGUAAAAUUAAAAAUAAUUAUGAAAUCCUUUCUGGAGCACAUGGUGAUUUCAUUGUUGUCAUGGUAAUGAAAAGUGGCUGAAAUAUUAACACUUCUGUAUCGUUUGUGUUUACAUCUAAACAGUGAGAAAUUUGCUCAUUUGAAUUGGCCUCGCUAGUUAAUAUAUGAUAAUGAUAUGUUGCACAUUGUGCAGUUUUAAAUUGCCAUAUUAAGGAGGCUUAUAAACUUGGGGGGGGGGGGGAUAUGAAUCAAGUCAGAUUUAAAGAUUUACAUGUUUUAAAACACCAUACUGUCUCAAUUUGCUGUAUGAUUAAAGCAUUAUACAUUGGGUAUUUGCUUUCCAUGCAGCAUAUAUGUGUGUGUGUGGGACCAGGGCUGUAUGUGACAGAGGCGAUGUUUCGUAAACAAUAUUUAAACAGGGUUUGGAUAUA
Messenger RNA from Strongylocentrotus purpuratus (purple sea urchin), 2182 nucleotides. RefSeq names its product hexokinase-2 (gene gck). Gene Ontology annotation, biological process: glycolytic process; intracellular glucose homeostasis; glucose 6-phosphate metabolic process. The record is from RefSeq and is a predicted model, not a curated record. Gene Ontology annotation, molecular function: mannokinase activity; ATP binding; fructokinase activity. Gene Ontology annotation, cellular component: cytosol; mitochondrion. Bases 309 to 1745 code for a protein of 478 amino acids. The transcript has 10 exons. NCBI's taxonomy places the organism in Eukaryota, Metazoa, Echinodermata, Echinoidea, Camarodonta, Strongylocentrotidae.